AUUUUGAACCACACACGCUGGGCCACUUUGCGCAGCUGGUCAGAAGAAGCUCAAGCGUCCAACACACGGUGCAGGUGAAAAGCUGGCGACCACCGGGCCUCUUCUAAUAUAUAUAAAUAUAUCGUUAUGACAGCGUUGGAUGUGUAGCCUCCAGUGGUCCUCAUCAGAGCAAACUCUGCUGCUGCUUUGGAGCACGGCUUUUCAUUGGAGAAAUCAGUGGAUCUGCCCACCAUGGAGAAGGUUGAUGGCCUAAACAAAGAGACGGUGGUUCCAUCAAUUCAACAAAACAGACCUGCAUUGUCAUGGAGCGUGAUGAUCAAGGAAAAGCUGCAGACUUUGCCUCCCUACCUAGGCAAAUUCAGACCAAAUGUGGGACAGUGCUGCCACCAGUGCACUCCAGACAGUCUGGGCAAAAAGCAUGGAAAAAACACACCCUUUCUUGGCUUCAGGAACCUUCUGAGUGUCAGUGAGACAGACACCAGGUACCGUGGCUGGCUAGUGCGGAGGGUGUGCUGUGUGCUGUUUGUGAGUGGACGUAAGGUUUACCCAAGUCCUGCGAGUAGCAGACUGGACAAAGUGUGUCAGAGCAACAGGGUGCAGGAGGCUCUCACAGCAGAACAUAAAGCACCAGAUGGGGGAGGCAGCCAAGGGCAACUCAUCCGCCUCUCACCAUACCUCCCCCUCAUUAAAACCUGCAUCUCUCCUGGCCUCUUACGGUUUGUGGGCUGGGUGCUGUUGAAGAUUUUUGGUUCCAUGCUCUGGAGUAUUCAAGUUAACCUCAACCACGUGGAGGCUUUGCACACAGCCUCACAACAGGGGUCUCAGCUGGUGUAUGUGUACAUGCGUCAGAGCAUCAUGGACUCUGCUCUCAUCCCUCUAGUUCUCUUCUGCCACAACCUGAGAGUUCCAUACACUCUUUGUCCCCUUCAGAUUAAUAGCUCCUGGAUACGGUCUGUCCUGCAGAAACUAGGUGUGGUCCUUCUGCCACGUAACGCACUGACUGAGCAGGACACCGAGAUGGACAGCCUGUACUCACCAGUGAUGACCUCUCUGAUACUUGAGCUGCUUCAUGAGGGCCAGGCCAUAAGUGUUGGAGUGUCAUGGGAGUCUGGCCAAGGUGGCCAGUGGCUCGCUUGCAUCAGACAAUUCAUCAAAGAGGGAUCUGUGCCCGAUGUCAGUCUGGUUCCUGUGGGCGUCACUUACGACUGCAUCCCCAAGACUAAUACUCAGGUUGGCUUAAGCUCUUUUCUGUGGUGCCUGUGCUCUCUUCUCUGGAGGAGACCGCAAGGAGCAGUAAGGAUCCACCUCGCACAGCCCUUCUCUCUCAAGGAGAUGUGUGAGACAGGGAGAUGCCGAGUGGAUGGAUGGCGCCCUCUACAGGACUUGUUGCUGCCUAAAAUCCUCAACAACAGAGCUGACACUGUAUUUGGGCAGAGGAUGAUGACAUGGCUCCUGCCUUCUCAUUACGUGCCUGAACUCAUCCACCCAGAUCAGACAGAGAGAGACCUCAGCAUUGCCCUCAUACUUCACCUCAUCUACUCUGCAGCCGCCUGCAAGGCUGUGAUGUCCACUAGUCUGGUGUCCAGUCUUCUGCUGCACAAACACCGCAAGGGUGUAUGUGUGUCUGCCCUGUGUCGUGAUGUGGCCUGGCUGACAGAGGAAGUCUUGUUCAGGAACAAAGAUGUGGGCUUUGGAGGAAGUUUGGUGGAGGUGGUCUAUCAUUCUCUUAUGCUGCUCACCCCUCACCUCAGCAUCGCUGCCAUUUCUUCAAGGAAAGACCCCUUUAUUGCUCCACAUCCUUCCCUUGCUGCCACACUCAGCCUCUCCCUGCACGCUCAGAUUGUCAUACACACCUUUAUAACAGAAGCUGUUGGUGCGUGUGCAGUGUCAGCCAUGCUGCAUGAGGUGGCCAGCAGUGGCGUAAGCGGUAGCAUCAGGAGUGACGAGGUGGAAGACGAGCAAGUCAAAGGUGACAUGGAGUUUGCUGUGGUGCUCUGCCAGUCUGAGCUGAAUGAGAGAGUCCUGCAGCUCUGCCAUCUCUUGCCUCCAGGCUUUAUGCCACCCUGUCAGUCCUCUCAGAGUUUCGCUCUGGAUGCAGUGGACAGUCUGGUACGCUGCGGCAUCUUGAUCAUGGAAGAAAUUCCCAGAGAGUUUCCUAUCUGUGAUUCCUGGAAGAAGGACCAUCUGUCUUGGACCACCAGUGAUGACCAGUAUCACAGCGACUCUGACUGUGAGGAGCCGGACUUGCGUUCCUACAAGCUGAGCCAGCCAACUCAGUGUCCGGAGAUGCUCUUCUUCUUCUGCAGCUUGCUAGCUGGACAUCUGAGGACACUGUGCUGGACCACCGAAGGACUCGAACUCUUAAACACACCACUUCCAGAGGCGCAGUGUGUAGCUCAGAUACACUCCCAUCUCUGUGACACAGCAAAUAAGAACAAACGGCACUAUGAGAGCUGUUCGAAGGAGGCUGCACGCAUUGCAGUCAGAACACUAAUAGACUUGGGGGUCCUUUUGGAGGAGCAGCAAAGCAGGAAUAUCUUCCUCAGCCCUCUCUUCCAGCUGGCAGAAAAUAGGCAGAAACUCUACCGCUUCAUCUCACAGUACAUUUACAGUUAAAGGCAUGUGUUGAAAUGAGCAGUGUUGCUCAGGGCCUUGACCUUGCGUCCUUUGCUGACAAAAUAUCAGCAACCUUCUGUUGAAGUGUUAGAGAGCCUUGUGGUUAGCCUUGAAAAUUACAUAUUGAGCUUGGAUGCCAGCAGCAUAGGGUUAAUUGCAGUUUGAGUUUUCAGUGAUUGGACAUUGAUUUUAAGUUUCUUUAGCAAAAGCGUCAUCAUAAAGCCACAGGAGAUGAGGAUUAUGAAGAUGCUGUAAUCAGUUAUGACUACUUACUCUAAGAUGCUGCUUAGUACAGCUUAUGUUUUGACUGAUUAUGUUGUGAUGAUGACUGGAAGAGUUUCAUUUGUACACUAUGUGAGCAUUUUUCAGUACUUAACAUUUGGACUCCAGUUUAAUAACUUUGAUAACUCAUGUUCAUGAGUUCAUGUUGAUAAUAAACAGUUUCUGUUGGA
Molecule: messenger RNA, 3068 nt
Organism: Myripristis murdjan (pinecone soldierfish)
Lineage: Eukaryota; Metazoa; Chordata; Actinopteri; Holocentriformes; Holocentridae
Gene: gpat2
Product: glycerol-3-phosphate acyltransferase 2, mitochondrial
Exons: 24
Coding region: 232-2616 (794 amino acids)
Biological process (GO): triglyceride biosynthetic process; glycerol-3-phosphate metabolic process; phospholipid biosynthetic process
Cellular component (GO): mitochondrial membrane
Molecular function (GO): glycerol-3-phosphate O-acyltransferase activity
Source: RefSeq, a predicted model, not a curated record